AACAUAAAUACACAGAUUGAGCUUCAAUUCGAUCUGUGAAUAUAAGAUCGAAUUGAUUGAUCAAUUCAUUAGCUAGGCAAUAUAAUGGCUUUCACAAAGCCUGCUGCUCUUACAGCAACAAUUGUUGCUUUGCUUUGCAUCUUCUGCUCAUGCAUUAAUGCUCAGAAAUUGAGCCUUGAUUUCUACAAGAAGACAUGCCCCAAAGCUGAGGCCAUCGUCAAACACGAAACCGCCCGUAUUAUCGCCGUCGCUCCGACUCUCGCCGCCGCGCUGCUCAGGCUUCACUUCCACGACUGUUUUGUUAGGGGGUGUGAUGGUUCAGUGCUGCUGAAUUCAACAAGAAACAAUUCAGCUGAGAAGGACUCAAUCCCCAACCAAUCCUUGAGGGGGUUCGGAUCCAUCGAUAGAGUCAAAACCGCCCUCGAAAAGGAGUGCCCCGGCGUUGUUUCUUGCGCCGAUAUAUUAGCAUUGGUUGCCCGCGACUCCGUUCAACUAUUGUACGGACCAUCCUAUCCGGUGCCAUUGGGGCGGAGAGACGGAAGAGUGUCGCGUAACAACGAGGCCUUGGCGAAUCUUCCGCCUCCAUUCUUCAAUAUCACUCAGCUUAAGGCAUCAUUUGCCUCCAAGGGAUUAACCCCCAAGGACCUAGUGGUUCUCUCAGGAAGUCAUACCAUAGGAACAUCUCACUGCUCCAGCUUCUCGAACCGACUCUACAACUUCAGCGGGCGGGGCGACAGCGACCCGGCACUGGACUCCAACUAUGCGGCUCGUCUCAGGAGCAGGUGCCGGCCUAACGACCAGACAACCUUGGUGGAGAUGGAUCCCGGUAGCUUCAAAACAUUCGAUGAAAAUUACUACACGCUAGUUGCCAAAAGAAGAGGCUUGUUCACGUCGGAUUCGGCACUUCUGAGCGACAGCGAGACGAGGGCUUACGUGUUGAGACAUGCCGGCGAGCAGGACUUGGGUGGAUUCAUCAAGGACUUCGGGAAGUCGAUGGUGAAAAUGGGACAGAUUGGAAUCCUGACAGGGAAGCAGGGCGAAAUCAGGAAACGAUGUGCAUUCGUUAAUUGAUCAUGCAAUGCAAGCCAAGGGGGAUUAAGCUAAGCUUUCUUAAUGUCAUUAUUUAUUUUGACUACUGAUAUUAUAUGAUUCACUACUGCUUGGUUUCUUUUUUGUGCUUUUCUAUAUAUAUAUAUAUAUGCAUUGCCUGUAAGAAUGCAUGCGUGAUGAACAAGUUUUUAUUAUUUUAUGCAUCCAUCCAUCGAUUUGGUUAACUUUGAUA
Molecule: messenger RNA, 1282 nt
Organism: Andrographis paniculata
Lineage: Eukaryota; Viridiplantae; Streptophyta; Magnoliopsida; Lamiales; Acanthaceae
Product: peroxidase 27-like
Exons: 4
Coding region: 85-1071 (328 amino acids)
Biological process (GO): hydrogen peroxide catabolic process; response to oxidative stress
Cellular component (GO): plant-type cell wall; plasmodesma
Molecular function (GO): heme binding; peroxidase activity
Source: RefSeq, a predicted model, not a curated record